Molecule: messenger RNA, 573 nt
Organism: Clavispora lusitaniae ATCC 42720
Lineage: Eukaryota; Fungi; Ascomycota; Pichiomycetes; Serinales; Metschnikowiaceae
Source: RefSeq, a predicted model, not a curated record
AUGUUCUUCCGUUGGUUCCCCAGUUUCUAUCGCGUGAAAAACCAACAAAGAAAAAUAAAAAGAAAAACAUCGGAAAAAGCAACUUGCACCCUUUUUUCCUGGCCACAGCAACUUGUCAAGUGUUUAACGCCAUCUGGAUCACUCCUUUUCCUGGCGCUUCCACUCCAGUGCUUUUUCAACUCCAUGAUAGAAGUGCUACUAACAGCAAUUCCAUCGCUCUGUUGGUUAUUCUUCAGAUGCUAUCAGCUUUUCCAAACACCCGCGGAUCAGUUGGCUCGCCAACUAAACGUUGAUAUCCCUCGUACUCCUGUGGUUUGUGUUGAUCAGCUUGGUUCUGAUCACGCCUCCAUUCAUUGGGACAUUGAAACGUCUCCAGACGAGAAUGUCUUUUUCGUGCUUUUGGUGAACGGCAAAGACGCGGGCACAUUAGCCGCCAACUCUGCAAGAUUGAGCAAUUUGCUUCCUGAUACUUUAUACGUGAUUCAAAUCUUGGCUGUAAACGCCAUCAGCAAUUUUCGUUCGCAAUCCCAGCGCUCUUUUCAUCCAUACUUUGCCUGCCAACUUCAAGGCUAA